ACUUUACUGAAGAAAACAGAGAUGCUGCGUCGGGCAAAGAAACGGUCUGUAGCGACAGAAUUAACAAAAAACGAUGGCAUUUCGUCCCAAGGAAUUCCAGAGACGGCACCGAAAACUGCGAAACAAGCUGAUGGGGAAACCAGACCGUCUGAACGGCGGAGGGAAUUGCCGGUUCUCGGCUCAAGAAUCCCGAAGCCGGACUUCGAGAGACAACUGGAGGAUGUUGUCUUGGGUGGACAGGACUCAAUUGUGAAUAAAUUGCAGGUUGAGGAUCGGGAGAUUGGAGUGUUGGACAGAGAACAGAGGAAACCAGCCUGGCAGGAUGAAGGCGAAGAUGUCAUACAAAGUUCGACAGCCAAGAAAGACAAAGAUGAGGCCUUGGUUCCAAAUAAUUCCGGAACAAAAUUCAGCAGAAGUAGAAAAGUAGAGUUUGAGAAGGUUGUUGGGAGUACACCAGCAUGGGCCCAGUUGAAAUCUAAGAGAACAAACAGCGAAUCUGAAGAUGAAAGUGGAAGCGAUGAUGAAGAUGAAGAAGACAGGUUACUAAGACGGACUGGUGAUUACCUGACGUCUUCAGAGGCUCUACCUAAGAGCUACCUGAACUUCAGGAGGGUGACCGACGCUAACAAGGAACAGUACACUAAGAGCCGACUUCAUGCGAUGGAGUUCCAUCCAACGUCGCAGGUGAUCCUGACGGCUGGAGAGGACGAAAGUCUUCAUAUAUUUCAGGUGGAUGGCAAAAACAAUCCAAAGAUUCAGAGCGUAGCCGUGGAAAAGUUUCCCAUUCUCAGCGCUCAUUUCUCCGCCGACGGAACGGAGGUCAUCAUGUCAUCCAGGUCACGCUGGUACUACGUCUACGACAUGAUCGCCGGCAAAAUGGAACGAGUUUCAUUCCUUAGAGAAUAUUCAGAGAGGCAACCACUUUGUAAAUUUGCGGUUUCCCCGGAUGGACAGUUUAUAGCCUUCCAGGGAUUGUAUGGUUUUAUUCAUCUUUUAUCGGCUAAGAACAAAGAAUUGAUCAGCACGUUGAAGAUGAAUGGUUUAGUGAAGUCUAUUGCAUUCAGUGGAGAUGGUUCCAAGUUACUGUCCUUUGGAGAUGAUGGCGAAGUCUACGUCUGGGACAUGAAGACUAGAGAUUGUGUCCACAAAUUUGUUGAUGAGGGCUGCAUCCAGGGCUCUACCAUUUCUGUAUCGAGGGAUGGUCAAUACAUAGCUUGCGGAUCUCACAGUGGUGUACUAAAUAUUUAUGAUAACCACUGUCUGACUGAAGUAAGACCCAAACCGGUCAGAGCCGUGAUGAAUCUAACCACGCAGAUAACGGCAUCAAAAUUUAAUCACAACAGCGAGAUUGUAGCCACUGCAUCAUUCCACACCGCAAACUCUGUCAAACUGAUUCACCUCCCAGAUUGCCACGUUUUCCCCAACUUUCCUAACCAUGCUGACACCAUCGGGCUGGCUACGGAACUUGACUUCUCUCCAAACGGCGGCUACAUGGCCGUUGGGAACAACAAGGGCAAAGCUAUGCUCUACAGGUUGGGCCAUUAUAAAAACUAUUGAAGACAUCUGGAUGUCAAUAGGAUGGUUUGUUCUGAGCCAGUAAGGUAUAUCGCUUCAUGUCAAGAUAUUGAUCAACCAGCAGCAUAGUCAAGUGUCGUUGUUGACGCCUUGGUUUAACCCAUUAAGAGAUCAUUUAUUUCUGCAACAAAUAGUGAAUGGCCUGAUGUUUCGACACUGGCAUAUUUUUUUUCGAAGGCCAAAUGACAACCAACAUGAAGAGGUAUACUGGUCUAACAGAAGCAGUCUAGUGGACAGAAAUGAAAAGAUGUGGAAAAACCAACAAAAGAAUUUGUUCAGAAUAGACUGUAUUGAAUAACCCCUUUGUUGCUUUGAAAGUCACCAUCUUGUAGUGCAAACUGAAUGCGCGUCUAAACGCAUACCUCUAUGGAUCACGCGCAGCAUGCAGCGUUCCCGGUUUGAUUUCUGCGGCACAUGCAGGCACACGCUCAUAAACGCCAUGUUAGGGCAGAUAUUUGAAUGGUGACGUCAUAUUCAAUACGGUCUAUUGAGCAAUAGUGCCAAUACUAACUUUGUAAAAAUAUACAAAUUGUAAAGUUUAAAGAAAGUAACUCAGCUGGGUUUUAAGGUUUUUGUUUUGUGAAGACAUAGCAACAAGGCAUUUGCAGAAAUAUUUUUCCUCCAAUAAAAUGAAAAUAUUUUUUAUUCAUGAAUACUUACAAUGUAAUGGAAAUAGUCUUGAUUUAAAGCACUGCUUUGUUUCACAUGUAAACUACAGGUGUUUUGUGUAAAUGUAAUCGAUAAUGUUUACCAGAAUAAAGAAGGAGUU
Messenger RNA from Asterias rubens (European starfish), 2344 nucleotides. RefSeq names its product U3 small nucleolar RNA-associated protein 18 homolog. Gene Ontology annotation, biological process: rRNA processing. NCBI's taxonomy places the organism in Eukaryota, Metazoa, Echinodermata, Asteroidea, Forcipulatida, Asteriidae. Gene Ontology annotation, molecular function: protein binding. Gene Ontology annotation, cellular component: small-subunit processome; Pwp2p-containing subcomplex of 90S preribosome. Bases 22 to 1557 code for a protein of 511 amino acids. The record is from RefSeq and is a predicted model, not a curated record. The transcript is spliced from 13 exons.